Messenger RNA from Microthlaspi erraticum, 294 nucleotides. Lineage: Eukaryota; Viridiplantae; Streptophyta; Magnoliopsida; Brassicales; Brassicaceae. The record is from the annotation of a GenBank genome assembly.
AUGGGACGUGAGGAGCAUGGAAGGACUUGGUGCAUGGACGCAGCUCAACUGGAUACGCAAAGGAAGAAGGAGGAAGCCAUCUUGAAGACCAGCUCGACCACCUACUCGACCAACCGGUCGAGUUCCUCAACUCGACCGGCCAAGCUUCAACUCGAUCGAGCUGAGAAGUCAAAGUCAAACCCGAAAAAUGUGUAUGCGAACUCGAUCGAGUCGGUCUACAGAAGACUUGGUCGAGCUAGACUACAACGGGUAGAAAGAGGUUCAGAGGUCACAGAGGGUACAAGAGGAACCUGA